AUGUGUGCAACCAGCAAUAAAAGGAGGAAACUUCCACAAGUAUCAUCAAAAAGUUUUACUAGUAGAUCAAAUCGUAUUAUACAUCAGAGAAUUCACACUGGAGAGAAACCAUUUGUCUGCAUGGAAUGUGGGAAAAGUUUUGUCAGUAACAGGAAUCUUGUAAUACAUAAGAGAGUUCAUACUCAUGAAAAAACGCUUGCGUGUACUGAGUGCGGGAAAGCUUUGUCUAGUAGUGGAAAUCUUGUUCAACAUAUGAAACUCCAUACAGUAGAAAAGCAAGUAACUUGUACCGAUUGUGGGAAAUGUUUUAUUAGUAGCUCACGCCUUAAUGUACACAAGAGAAUUCACACAGGAGAAGCACCAUAUGCCUGUUCUGAUUGCGGGAAACGGGUUAAACAGCUAACUUCUCAUAACAUACAUAGGAUAAGUCACACCGGAGAGAGAUUUCCAUGUCCUGAAUGUGGGAAAUACUUUGUUCAUAAAAUAUUGCUUAAGGCUCAUAGGAAGAUUCAUACAGGAGAAAAACUAUUUUCAUGUUCUGAUUGUGGGAAAUGUUUUAUUCAUUGGUCAAGUUUUAUUUUACAUACAAGAACACAUACGGGGGAAAGGCCAUUUGAAUGUUCUAAUUAUGGCAAAUGUUUCAAGCGGGCAUCUGCUCUGGCUGUACAUAAGAGAUCUCACACAGGGGAAAGGCUGUUUGUAUGUCUUGAUUGUGGAAAAUGUUUUAUUCAGUUUGUCUAG
Bombina bombina (fire-bellied toad) is the source of this 741-nucleotide messenger RNA. Its product is annotated as gastrula zinc finger protein XlCGF67.1-like. Gene Ontology annotation, molecular function: RNA polymerase II cis-regulatory region sequence-specific DNA binding; DNA-binding transcription factor activity. The record is from RefSeq and is a predicted model, not a curated record. The transcript has 2 exons. NCBI's taxonomy places the organism in Eukaryota, Metazoa, Chordata, Amphibia, Anura, Bombinatoridae. The coding region runs from base 1 to 741 and encodes 246 amino acids. Gene Ontology annotation, biological process: regulation of transcription by RNA polymerase II.